AUGGGUCGGGGAAGGAUUGAGAUCAAGAGGAUCGAGAACACGACUAGCCGGCAGGUGACCUUCUGCAAGCGCCGGAACGGGCUCCUCAAGAAGGCCUACGAGCUCUCCGUCCUCUGCGACGCCGAGGUGGCGCUCAUCGUCUUCUCCAGCCGCGGCCGCCUCUACGAGUACUCCAACAACAGUGUUAAGGCCACAAUUGACCGGUACAAGAAGGCACAUGCUUCUGGCUCAACUUCUGGGGCACCUCUCAUUGAGGUCAAUGCUCAGCUAUACUACCAGCAAGAAGCUGCAAAGCUGCGUCACCAGAUCCAGAUGCUGCAAAACACCAACAAGCACCUGGUUGGUGAUUCUGUGGGCAACCUUUCACUGAAAGAAUUGAAACAGCUUGAGAGCCGGCUGGAGAAAGGCAUUGCAAAGAUCAGGGCCAGGAAGAAUGAGCUGCUGUCUGGGGAGAUCAAUUACAUGGUCAAAAGGGAGAUAGAGCUUCAAAAUGACAAUAUGGACCUCAGAACCAAGAUCGCGGAGGGGGAGCAGCAGCUGCAGCAGGUGACCAUCGCCAGGCCCCCGUCCGUGGCGCCAGAGCUGAAUCCGUUCGCCGCGCUGGACAUGAAGUGCUUCUUUCCCGCCAACCUGUUCGAGGCGGCGGUGCAUGCGCAGGCUCAGGCGCACGCUCAUGCUCAAGCUCAAGCUCAGGCUCAGGCGUCGCUGCAGCUCAACCUCGGUUACCAGCUCGCACCACCGGGCGUCGGCGACACAGCUCACCACUUCUGA
Messenger RNA from Lolium rigidum, 771 nucleotides. RefSeq names its product MADS-box transcription factor 13-like. The record is from RefSeq and is a predicted model, not a curated record. Lineage: Eukaryota; Viridiplantae; Streptophyta; Magnoliopsida; Poales; Poaceae. Gene Ontology annotation, molecular function: DNA-binding transcription factor activity, RNA polymerase II-specific; protein dimerization activity; RNA polymerase II cis-regulatory region sequence-specific DNA binding. Gene Ontology annotation, cellular component: nucleus. Bases 1 to 771 code for a protein of 256 amino acids. The transcript has 7 exons. Gene Ontology annotation, biological process: positive regulation of transcription by RNA polymerase II.